Molecule: messenger RNA, 1646 nt
Organism: Colletotrichum godetiae
Lineage: Eukaryota; Fungi; Ascomycota; Sordariomycetes; Glomerellales; Glomerellaceae
Exons: 1
Coding region: 89-1627 (512 amino acids)
Source: RefSeq, a predicted model, not a curated record
GUGGAAAUAGACUAGCGAAUCCAAUUGUAAGUAGAGUCAUACUAUCGGCCUUUUCAUUACAGUAUUUCUACUUGCUUGGGCAGAUGCCAUGAAUGAACUCAUGUACGACUUCACCAUUGAGUUUUCAUCUACUAGCUUGUCCAGUUCCUUUUACUUCAACAUGGCAUUCAGCCAGGUUUCCUCCAGUCACCACUCCAAAUCUUUGCAUCACGCUGCCAAGCCUGUUGUUGCUGCAUUUCCGAGAGGCAAAGUCGAUCACCCGGGUAUCAUGCGAGAAAUGGCGAGCGGUAUCACGUCUAUGGCAAAAUUGUUCGGCAUGCCUACGAGAGGGGACGUCGAAGUUCACAUCGAUCAUCACUACACGUCAAAGAUCUACUCUGCAGGAUCGCAAGUCAACGGGACUGUCCAGAUCAGUCCACAGCGAGAUAUAGCUUUCAGCUUCGUUGAAAUCAAUCUCUUGGGAAAAGCCAACGUUCGGCGGGAAGAUGUCCACGUCAUGACCGAAACGACACAUCUGCUCCUUAAGUUGCACAUGCCUGUACCCGAAUUAGCUUACCCACCAACGAGGGUUUUCAAACGUGGACAGAUCUAUUCUAUACCAUUCCGAUUCAUCGUCCCCCACCAACUUACAAGCAAUGUUUGCCAAUACGAAGUCCAAACGGAAGCAGUCCGUAGCCACCACCUCCGCCUGCCGUCGUCCUUGACCGGAUUCGACAAGGAUGAUCUUACUACAAACAUUACAAAGAUCCAAUACAGCAUAAGGGCCAGAGUUUUCAACAUCGAAGACGGUACUCCUGAGGUGCCACUGGAACCGAUCCUUGAGUCUGAGCAUCCCAUCAGCAUCCUCGCACCAUGCCCCGAAGACCCGCCUCUCAUCAUCGACGAGCACGACCUUCACUACGUUUUGAAAGAAACCACCUCAGUCAGAAAGAAUAUGUUCUCCAUGCCCACAGGCCAAAUCACGAUCGAGUCAUCCCAGCCACAGGCAAUACGUUUGAGUCUGGAUGGACACGCAGCAUCGAGCUCGUCGGCUUACAUCAACAUUGCUUUCCGCCCUGCCGCUCCAGAUAUGCUUCCACCGCAGCUCAAGAUAAAAUCAACAAGGAUAUUGGCACAAACCUGGGCUUCUCCACGACCUGCGCCAAGCUUUCCCAAUGUCGGCGGUAAUCGAGACGCAAUCACACUAUCUACACCUGCCAUAAUCGACUCUACAAAAACCACCCCUUGGAUUCAGCACGUGCAUAUUUCAGAUGACGAGGUAUCAGAAAAAAAAGCUGGAGGGUCCAGAGGGUCGAGAGACAUCACGGUAGUACGCAACAGCAGCAGCCUGAACAAGAGCGUACCUAUCACUCAUACCUGUUCAACGCAAGUUGACUUUGAACUUCCGACAUCAAGUCACGUAUUUCCCCCAACCUUUCACUCCUGCUUGAUCUCGCGGACGUAUACUCUCGAGAUCAAAAUGGCGGCGGGAGGAACCGAGCUCUCUCUACUGCUGCCUAUUCAGAUCUUCAUGGACCAAGAAGACGAAUACUCUCGGACGUCUUUAGGGGCGGAGUUGCCUAGCUGGGAUGAUGUUAGAGGCGAAGCUGUCUAUGCACGUAUGAGAGAGCAUCGUCGAGCGCUGUGAAGAAACCCGUGAAUCGGAC